GGCGUCCUUGUACCCAAGUUUCGAGGUCGUGGCGCCCUUGGGUAUAAAAAGAAGUGGAAGGCACUCCAUGAGCAUCACUUGACACAACGUCUUCUGCCACAUCGCACCCUCCUCUCCCGGGCCUUUCAUCCAAGAUGAAGUUUGUAGUACUGCUGGCGCUAGUUGGAUUGGCGAGCUGCCGUACUACGCUAAUUGGAGGGGACCGGGCGACUGAUGUCACUCUGAAGUACAGCUUCCUCGACGAAUUUGGUCGCGAAGUGGACGUGAGGUUGGAAGCCGACAGGCUCGGGCUGGGCCUUCUGAAUGCUGCCCCUGCCCCUACCCUGAAGGCUGCCCCUGCUCCUGCCCCUGCACCAGCCCCGGCCCCAGCAGCAGCAGCACCUGCCCCUGUGCAAUACGUCCAACCGCUCUUGGCUUCACCAGUUCCAGCAGUUCCCCAGUUCGUCCAGGUGGCAGCAGCAGCUCCGGCGCCCGUCGUCGUCACCCGCGUCGUCGAGGUCCCUGUCACUAAAUACGUCAACGUCCCUGCCCCUGCCCCUGCUGCUCCCAAGGUCGUGACCAGAUACGUCAAGGUAGACGAUGACGACGACGACGAUGAUAUCAAGAUCCUCCGAGCUGUGCCAGCAGCCCCUGCACCAACUCCCGUCGUAAAGGCUGUCCCUAUCGUCAGGGCCGUCCCUGCCGCACCAGCCCCUAUUGUCAGGGCCGCCCCUGCUGCACCAGCACCUGCCCCUGCAGUGAAAAUCUCCCGUAGGGUGGAUGAUGAUGACAGCCACGAGAGGAAGUAGAGAGAGAGAAAAGUCGAUUCCAGAACCUCGUCUAUUAUUUUUCAUCUCAAAAUUUAUCACCGUCGCAGUCAUAUUCAGAGUGUAAUAGAUAUAUUUAGAGAGUA
Macrobrachium nipponense is the source of this 892-nucleotide messenger RNA. RefSeq lists its product as uncharacterized. The record is from RefSeq and is a predicted model, not a curated record. The transcript is spliced from 3 exons. Bases 135 to 788 code for a protein of 217 amino acids. NCBI's taxonomy places the organism in Eukaryota, Metazoa, Arthropoda, Malacostraca, Decapoda, Palaemonidae.